CAGGCCUCUGCCUUGCCUCAAAAAUGGCAGCUGAAGUUACUUCUUUUCUCAGACUCAAACAAGAACGUAGCUCAAAUUCAGAAAUUUUGAUCACCAAAGACUUGCUUGCAGGGCUAUCCAAGGUUUCUGACUCAGAAUCGAAUCUGGAUUCCAAGCUUUCUAUGGUGCAGCAGCAUGGAGAGCGAGCUGUGAGAUGCAACUCACCGAACACACCAUUAUCAUCCAUUUCAGCAUCAGAAGACUCAGAGAACAAGAAGAAUGAUCGUCAUGAAACAAAACCAGAAGCAGAUUUCCAGGACUUGAACCAUUUUCUGGAAGAAACUUGCCUGGACUUGAAGCUGCAAUCCUCAACUCGUUACCAAAGCGUUUGCACUCUUGACAAGGUCAAAUCCGCUCUGCAAAGAGCCCAAAAACAGGCCCUGGAAAGAAAACGACCUCCUUCUUCUUCUUCUUCUUCUUUUUCUCCUUCUUCAGGGCCCUUAAUCUUAUCAGCAUCAUCUUCAUUUUCAUCUUCGUCUUCCUCUUCAGGUCCUGGAAUGUUUGCAGCUGGUUGCCCUGGUUGCCUGUUUUAUGUAAUCACAUUAAAAGCAAACCCUCGAUGCCCUCAUUGCAACGCCACCGUACCGUCACCGGUGGCGGUGAAGAAGGUUAAACUUGAUCUGAAUUCAUCGUGUUGAUUUGAAGAUUAUUUUAAUCUCUUCCUGUAUAGUGAAAUUUAAGUUAGUUUUUAAGGGGUAAAUAAAUUAGGCUCAUAUUAUUAUUAUUAUAUUUAAAUUUAUUGUUCUUUUGUCGAA
Molecule: messenger RNA, 794 nt
Organism: Mangifera indica (mango)
Lineage: Eukaryota; Viridiplantae; Streptophyta; Magnoliopsida; Sapindales; Anacardiaceae
Exons: 2
Coding region: 24-677 (217 amino acids)
Source: RefSeq, a predicted model, not a curated record